AUGUUGGUGAUCAUUCCAUUUCUUGCGUGUUAUAUCAUUUGGGUAAUUUCCAGUCCAAUUAACACUGGUAUUAGUUGCACAAUAUCUAUACGGUACAAAAUUGGCGAUCUUAAGAAGCCUGAACCAUUGCUCCUAAAACGGGUCGGCAAGCAUGCGACCAUCUGGUACCCGGAUAACAAUAAUGGGAUACUGAGGAUAUCCGCGGGUGACUCCAUUUAUCUGGCAUGCCCAGGCAAAAAUAAUUAUUUCCAAAACAGAAGUUGGGACAACGAGGUCGAAGCAGUUUGUGUAAGAGAUAAGAUGUUUGACGUGAAAGGCGUUCACCAGCAUAUCUCGUCUCUAGUUUGCAAAUCUUAUCCCGAGCACUAUGCUAAAUAUAUGGGCACGUCGCCUUGCCUCGGCAGACACAGCCCCAUUGAGAUUGGUUUCAACGUGAACGGCACCUUUAUCCGCACUAUUGAAUUAUGCCGCGAUAGACGGACAUAUAUGACGUACUACACGAAGUUCACGUUGACGAAAAUGAUCAAAAAUUAUCAAAGGGCCUAUCCCAGACCGUCCAAGUUCCUAGUGGGAAAAUUUUAUCCCGGGAUAAAUAUAGAUUAUCUGUACAAAUUCGAAACUCAGUUAGAUACUCUCACUAAAAUUCUGAAGUCGAUCAAGUUGGCUAAAAAACGAUUGAAAAAAUCACUGCAAUUUCUUUCCCGCGGACAUAUAGUAGCUAAAGGGGAUUUCGUCUACGGCAGCCAGCAGAGGUCAACCUUUUGGUACUUGAAUACCGCGCCUCAGUGGCAGACUUUUAACAUUGGUAAUUGGAAUUCCCUGGAGAUCAGCGUCAGACGCUUCGCCGCCAACCGCCGUUUGGACCUCGACGUUUACACGGGAGUGCACGGUCAGAUGACCAUGGAAGACAUUCAUAAUAAACAGCAACCCGUAUAUCUCCACCCCAAAGACGCAGUCAUGUCUGUACCCAAGUUCUAUUGGAAAGUCAUCUACGAUCCAUUGAGCAAACGUGGAACGGCGUUUGUGGGUCUCAACGAUCCGUUCAUCACAUUAGUCACAGACGACGUAUAUCUCUGCACAGAUAUCAGCGAAAGGAUCAAAUGGCUGAAUUGGAGACCAUGCAAUAUCACGUUAGGCAUCUCUUAUGCCUGCAGCGUUGCUGAUCUACGAAAGGCAGUGCCCGUCGUGCCACCGCUCGAUGUGAUUGAUAUUCUAAUGUGA
Atta colombica is the source of this 1221-nucleotide messenger RNA. RefSeq lists its product as uncharacterized. Gene Ontology annotation, molecular function: RNA endonuclease activity; nucleic acid binding; metal ion binding. The coding region runs from base 1 to 1221 and encodes 406 amino acids. The transcript is spliced from 3 exons. Gene Ontology annotation, cellular component: nucleus; mitochondrial inner membrane. The record is from RefSeq and is a predicted model, not a curated record. Gene Ontology annotation, biological process: apoptotic DNA fragmentation. NCBI's taxonomy places the organism in Eukaryota, Metazoa, Arthropoda, Insecta, Hymenoptera, Formicidae.